Messenger RNA from Pyricularia oryzae 70-15, 2528 nucleotides. Its product is annotated as hydrolase. Lineage: Eukaryota; Fungi; Ascomycota; Sordariomycetes; Magnaporthales; Pyriculariaceae. Gene Ontology annotation, biological process: protein catabolic process. The record is from RefSeq and is a predicted model, not a curated record. Bases 140 to 2182 code for a protein of 680 amino acids. The transcript has 4 exons. Gene Ontology annotation, molecular function: protein-N-terminal glutamine amidohydrolase activity; protein-N-terminal asparagine amidohydrolase activity.
UCCCCUCCAUUCCUCUUUUGCGCAAAAGCAACUUUUGGCAUUUUGGAGGGGAAGCCUAGUGGAUCGAUCAUUCAUCCAUCCACUGCCCUGCUGCAGCAAGUCAGUCGUCGUCGCCCAACAACCCCAAAAAUCAAUCACAAUGAGGAUUGGUUGUCUUCAGUUUGCGCCACAGGUUGGCGAUGUCGACAACAACCUUAACCGCGCCGACUCGGUUCUCAACCGCGCGGAUCCCCGUGACCUCGAUGACCUUGACCUACUGGUGCUUCCCGAAAUGGCCUUUAGUGGGUACAAUUUCAAGUCGCUUCAGGAGAUCAAGCCUUUCCUCGAGCCGCAGGGCUCAGGUAUAUCGGCACUUUGGGCCAGGACUACGGCGCUCAAGUACGACUGCAAAGUCGCUGUGGGCUACCCGGAAAUAGUCAACAGCACCACCGACUGGACGCCCACGUCGCAGUACUUCAACUCAUUGCUCUUGGUCAAUGAGGAGGGCGAGACCCUGGCAAACUACAGGAAGCAGCACCUCUACUACACCGACGAGACGUGGUGCGCAGAGGGUACCGGAGGCUUCUUCCAGGGUGAGGUGGAUGGCAUCGGUCAGACUGCCAUGGGAAUAUGCAUGGAUAUCAACCCCUACAAAUUCGAAGCACCAUGGCAUCAGUUCGAGUUCGCAUUCCAUAUCCUCGAGUCGCACGCCAACGUCGUCAUCAUCUCCAUGGCCUGGAGCACGCUCGAGGGCCGUGCUGCCUUCUGCAGCAAGCCAUACGAGCCCGACAUGGAGACUCUUGAGUAUUGGGCCAAACGUAUGGAGCCCCUGAUCCGCGCCGAGAGAGAGGACGAGAUUAUCCUCAUAUUCGCCAACCGUUGCGGUAUCGAGCGAGACGCCCUGUAUGCCGGCACCAGCGCCGUCAUGGGCAUUCAGAACGGCGAGGUGAACGUCUACGGCGUCCUCGGCCGCGGUACUAAGCACCUCCUCGUCGUCGAUACGGACAACGGCCCAUUUGCGAAGCUGGUCAGCCGCCCGGGUAGGGACACGGCCGAGGGCGAGUGGGACGGCACUACGACCGACGCCGAAGUACAGGCUGGCGACUCGCGCUCCCCCGCUGACGACGACCUAGACAACUUCUUGGACCUGAACAAGAUCAUCGAUCCCGUUAACUAUCGGCCCUCGGCACCAGUGCAGGUGACUGCGGUCGAAUGCGCCCUGUAUGCUUGUGUGCCUGAGGUUCCCGAGGAGGCUGAAGAAGCCGAAGGACCUGCUAAGGCGGAAAGUGCGGAGCCUGCAAAACCGACCGAGCCACUUGAGAAGCCGACCAAUGACGAAAUAGCCGACUGGGCAAUGGACAUCGAUGGAAAGGAGCCGACUCCAAGCGAGCCCGCCGAGUCGUUCGUCGACUUGCCGCGCGCUGACAGUCCCAUACUGUCCCCAGUGCGACCGCGACUGACUAUAUCGACGGCAACUUCGCCAGCAACUCCGGUAAAGAACCCGCAUGCCUCGGACUCUAGCGCUUUUCCGGCAGCGCCGCCACACGACCUCGAUACACCUCCACCCACUGGCGAGUUUCCCGAUCAGGAGUACCUAGCGGCAGCAGCUCAGGUGGACCAGCUGUUGUUCAGCGCGACGGCUUUGCACACGCCAGAAGAACCAGACUGGCCGCUCCCCGACCCCUCACGGUCGCGAUCUCAGUCGCCUUUACGAUCCCAAUCGCCUCUGGACCUCAAGCCGCUGCCGCUGCCUCCUCCUCUCGAAGGCAACAAGCCGUUGCCGCUGCGACCCCAGGAAAGGAUGUCCCCGGUAAAGAGUACAUUCAGAUCAUCGCCGGUGAAGAACGAGUUCACAAUUCCGUUGCCGAUUUCGCCUCCUCCCGCGCCCGAAGAUAUUCCCCUGCCAGAGGAGCACUUGCAGGAUGUCCAAGGUGUGUCGCAGGUAGAGGUGCAGUCGCCCCUGACGGCCAUACCAGCACCGGAGUUGAUAUCGGCCAUUACGCGUGAGAUGCCGCUCGUGCUGCCACGGCACAUCGGCUCAGAAUAUCGGCCGAGAGAUAGCGGAAUAUCGGAGCCGUCGAUGACUAUCGAGGUCGAGAGUCGCAACAAGGAAACGGUCGUGGUGCAUCUGCGAGACCAGACGCCUUCUCCAUCGCCUCCACGCUCCGUUACCAUAACCUUUAGUAUCGGAACCGCGUUGUGACUCGGUGAGAAAGAUGUUUCCUGUUUAUGAUGAUGUAUGAUUCCCUUCUUUUUUUUCCGUUUGGAGGAACUUUUGGAGCAAGCCUCUCCUUCUUUUUGUUCCCUGCUUCUUUUUUCCUAAUUUCUUUUCUUUUGUUGGUCCCAUCUCCUGAAAUCGACUUUCCUCGUGAGGCUUGGGUUUUUCCUUGAUGACAUUGUAGGAUCGCUUGCGCUCCAUCUUUUCCUCAUGACCAUCUGCUGUACAUCCUUGGCGAUAUCAGGCCAGUCAUUACUUCCCUUAUUUCAUAUGUAAUAUCUCUAAUUCUUUUUUUAAAAAAAGAGUCUUCUUUCUUUUGCUUCUUUUUUUC